AUGAUGAUGAUGAUGAUGGACCGUGUGAUGUGUGUGUUGGCCGUUGUGCUGUGCUGCGCCUGCGAGUAUACAAUGAUGGCGGCUGCUGCUCAUACUACUGUUAAUGCUGGACAACCAAAGGCGGUGAUGGCCAAUAAGGGUCCUGAUAUUCCGGAGUGGAAUGAUUUUCUUGGAACAGCAAUCCAUGAUUAUGAUUGUAUUAAUAAAACAAAAGAUACUUCUGAUAGUGGAAUGAACUGUACGAAUUGGCGUAAUCAUAGGAAUGGUGAAAAAAAGCACAGUCUUCCUGAUUCGACAAAGAGUAAGGAUCCUGAAGAGGAGGUGGAACCAUCUCUUCAUAGUGAUGGAGAUGUGCAUGAAGAUAAAGAUUUAACACGUGCUGAUGGAGGUUCGCUACGUCCUCCCACAUCACACACCACGUCGAAAGGCACCGGUUCAGAACAUAAUGCUGCGGAGAGUGAAACAGCAGUGACACAUACGAUUACACCAGGGAGUGAUGAAGCACAACUUAGUAGGAAUGCAGAAAGUACGUUGACAGCAGAAAGAGGAGCGAGUUCUUCUACAGAAGAUAAUCAAGGUGCAUCGGGCAACACAGCUGAUAACACCACCACUAACAACAGUACACCUGCCGACUCUAAUCUUACCACGCAAACACCUGCAAUUGUUGAUUCGACUGCCACACCAGACACACAAGAAAACACUUCCACUACUCUGCCGACGAGCCCCGAGAACACUACCACAGAAGCACCAACCACCACUCCAUCUCCUGUUCCUCCACACAAUUCAGAGAUCACCACUAUUGCCUCCACUGUUCAGAAGAACAAACCCAUUGUUGACAGCAGUGUCAGUCCUGUGUGGAUGCGCACUGCAGCACCGAUGCUGAUCGUGGCUGUGUUGUUCUCCUUUACUGUUUACUGA
Molecule: messenger RNA, 918 nt
Organism: Trypanosoma theileri
Lineage: Eukaryota; Euglenozoa; Kinetoplastea; Trypanosomatida; Trypanosomatidae
Exons: 1
Coding region: 1-918 (305 amino acids)
Source: RefSeq, a predicted model, not a curated record